This is a messenger RNA of Sinocyclocheilus rhinocerous, 3507 nucleotides long. Its product is annotated as forkhead box protein O1-A. Gene Ontology annotation, cellular component: nucleus. NCBI's taxonomy places the organism in Eukaryota, Metazoa, Chordata, Actinopteri, Cypriniformes, Cyprinidae. The transcript is spliced from 4 exons. The record is from RefSeq and is a predicted model, not a curated record. Bases 490 to 2451 code for a protein of 653 amino acids. Gene Ontology annotation, molecular function: DNA-binding transcription factor activity, RNA polymerase II-specific; RNA polymerase II cis-regulatory region sequence-specific DNA binding. Gene Ontology annotation, biological process: regulation of transcription by RNA polymerase II.
CUGUGUAUGUACAAGCAAUAUAAUGAAGCUAGAAGCCAUGCGGUCAAAAUCGCGAGUGUUUUCAUGACGUCCAAACUCCGUGAAAGUUUGUUUACUAGUUUUUAAAGGACGAAAACACUGCUCGUUUCGCUUUCAAAAGCGCGCCUGUGAUUGGCUGUCGGCACUUGUCAAUCACGUACGUGGGCGGUGUCAGGUGACAUAUAGUGAGUUCCAGUAAGCGCACUUCAGAGUUUUGCUACACAGACAUUCAACAAGCGACAGCAACAAGACUAUCACAUAAUACUGGACUGGACUGGAUUACAAAACUUUAUAACAACACCAAUCUGAUGCCGUUCUAGCCACGUUGUGACUUUUCAGUCGUUUCCAAUGUAACCAAGUCAGUUUAAAGUAACUGCAUUUUCUUUCUGUUUGUUCUUUCGCGUUUCACGUCAUAUUUUCUUUUGACUGUCAUAUGUGACAUUUUAAGACACAAACAGUAUUGCUGGUACCAUGGCUGACGCAGCCCAAAACCAGAUGGUCGAGAUCGACCCGGACUUCGAGCCGCUCUCCAGACCCCGCUCCUGUACUUGGCCGCUGCCGCGUCCGGAGUUCCCCAACCCCGCCGCCGCCGACUCCAACACAUCGUCCCCGGCUCCGUCCGUCAAGCAGGAGCCCUCCAGCAACACGGACUUUAUCAACAACCUCAGUUUGCUGGAAGAGAAUGAGGACUACCCAGAUCAGAAGCCGCUCGUGCUGUGCGGCGAUUUCCAAUGCCAGGAGAACUGCAUCCACCAGCAGCAAAUCCCGAGCCGCCAGCAACAGGUGCCUGUGCUCUCCUCUCCGGUGGCCGCCGCCGCUGCAGCCGCGGCAGCCGCUCAGCGCAAGAGCAGCUCGUCCAGACGCAACGCCUGGGGAAAUAUGUCAUACGCGGACCUGAUUACCAAAGCCAUCGAGAGCUCCCCCGAAAAACGGCUCACCUUGUCUCAGGUCUACGACUGGAUGGUGAAAAACGUCCCUUAUUUUAAGGACAAGGGGGAUAGUAACAGCUCCGCUGGUUGGAAGAACUCAAUCAGACACAACCUGUCCCUACAUAGCAGGUUUAUCCGAGUGCAGAAUGAGGGGACAGGUAAGAGCUCUUGGUGGAUGCUCAACCCUGAAGGCGGCAAAAGUGGCAAGUCACCUCGACGCCGGGCUGCCUCCAUGGACAACAACAGCAAGUUUGCCAAGAGCAGAGGACGAGCAGCAAAAAAAAAGCUGGCUCUUCAGGGUGGUCCCGAGGGGGUCGCAGAUAGCCCAGGCUCUCAGUAUGGCAAGUGGCCAGGCAGUCCGAACUCCCACAGCAAUGAUGACUUUGACGCCUGGACGGCUUUCCGUCCCCGCACCAGCUCCAAUGCCAGCACACUGAGCGGCCGUCUCUCGCCCUUUAUUGAUGACGAACUUGGCGACUCUGAUGUCCACAUGGUCUACCCAGGCCCUGGGUCAGGUGCCAAAAUGACCUCCACUCUCCCCAGCUUGUCUGAAAUGGCUGGUUCUCUGGGUCACAGUGGCUCUGAGAAUGUGAUGGAGAACCUUCUGGAUAACCUCAACUUGCUCUCACCUAAGAACCAAUCGGUGGGGUCCACAGGAGGGCCUGGGUCAGGAUCCAGCCAGUCCUCACCCUCUUCACUCAUGCAGGCCAGCCCUGGUUACUCCCCCUACAGUUCCCAAGGUCUGGCUGCGGUCAACCAGCAGACCCAACAAGACUAUCGUAAGUGUCUUUACGGCCAGGGAGGAAUGGGCAGCAUGUCCCCAAUGCCGAUGCAGCCUCUGCCAGAAAGCAAGCCCAGUUUUGUUUCUGGCCCAGGAACUAUGGGCCAGUUUAACUGCACAGCAGGCCUGCUGAAGGAGCUUCUUACAUCUGAUGGAGAGCCUGGAGAGCUCAUGCCCUCAGUGGACACCGUCGUCUCCCAGUCAGCUGGAGGCAGUGGGUGUAUGUUGCCGCCCUACAAUAGUGGGCGGAAUGAACUUAUGGGAGGUGGAGCAUCCCACAGCCAUGCCCUCUCUCAUCCACACAAUAUGCAUGGACAAGCCACAUCUUUGGCAUUGAAUGGGCGAUCGUUGCACCCUCUGACCGGGAUUGGUCACAGCAGUGCUGGUGGGCGUUUGGGAAGCGUCAAGUCAGCCAUGCAGAUGCAGUAUGGAGGCUCCAGUCAUCUUGGAGGUGGGCUUCCUCCUUACUGCAUUGUCAACAGCAACGGAUAUGGGCGCAGCCCAGGGAUGAUGCCCCACCCGCAACAGCAACACCUGGAGAAGCUGCCCAGUGAUCUGGACGGGAUGCCUGUGGAGCGAUUUGAAUGCGAUGUUGAGUCCAUCUUGCAUGAUACGCUCAUGGACGGAGAAUCGCUGGACUUCAACUUUGACCCCAUGGCCACCCAACAGGGGUUCCCACCUCACAGUGUAAAGACCACCACCCACAGCUGGGUGUCUGGGUAAAAAAAAACUCAACUGGGAAACAGCAGCACAGAGCGGCUGUCCACACACAUCCAAACCCUUCGUCAGGGAACGUAGCCCCCAUUAUUCUUUCGCUUUCUUCAGCAGAGGCGGCUGAGAUACGACCUCACACUGCCAAGCACACUGGCUCAGUACAGAGCUAAAUUGCAAGGAUAUUUUCCUCAGACAUUGGGACUCACGUUCAAACUAAGUGCCAAACCAGGUGCCUGUGCUCCAUAGCCAAAUUGACAAGCUUUAUUAUGCUGCCUUCUUCUUGCUGUAGAGAAUUAGUCGUCAAAUCAGGGCAACGAAAACCUGAGGCCCUUACAUCUGCUGCAACACAAACUUACCAAUGUUCACACCAAUUUUCAGUAAUGAUUUUACAGUCGCAUUUCCAUUAAGGGUAAACUGUGAUAAGGUAUAACCAUCAAAUCCAACACCAGGCAGCACACCUCAAGUUUAUUCGAUACACCUCAGAAAAGUGACUCCCAAGGUAAUAGCUCAUUCAUUAUUGUGUUGUCAGUUCAAAACCCUACUGCAAUUUUUGCUGAGAGUAACACAUUCAUGCUGUGCUUCAUGGAGACUCCAUGAUUGGCCUUAUUGGGAAGAAGAACUGGAACAGCGGUAGGCAGGAAUGACUGUAAAUAGAUUUAUUUAGAAAUAGCCCUGCACAAACAUGACCUUGGAAAUGUUAGGGAAAAUUGUUGCAGACUAGUUGAACUGCGUAACAUACAGCACAUCAUUACACUUUCAUUUCUGUCUUGUAACACUUUUCAUUCUGUCUCAGAAUUUGACGUAGGCAAGAUGUACUACAUUUCUAAACAGUGUGUUACUAUUAACUGGUGUACAGAGAGUUUACACAAUGAUAUCAACAAUCAGGGCAACAGAUUUAAUGUUGUUUUGUAAAUCUGAGAGAAACUGGACUUGACAUUUUACAUUUUGGCAGGCUUACAUGGAAUAGUGUUUCUCAUCUGAAUUAUAUGCAUCUUUCCACAUUUCUUGUAAAUACAUGAAAUAUAUUUCAAAAACAUAUAAAGUAAAAAUAUAAGAAGGUUAUUA